CUGCCUUAAAGAUAAAAUCCAAAAUACUUGCAUCGUGCACAAAACCCUGUGUGACCAGUGUCCAGUGUCCCCCAACGGCUCUCAGUUCUUACAACAGCCCAAGCUCUUUCUCGUGAAGGAUGUCCUCCCCUCACCUCUCUUGGUGCUAAUCCCUAAUGGCAUCAUCUCUCCCUCCUCCACGUCUUCCUCACUCUCAUGACCCAGGUUGCUUGAUGUCCACCUGUUAGUCUCAUUGUCCCUUACUUUGCUCCUUUUCUACAGCUUGGCAAAACUGUAGCUAAACUAUCCAUUGUCAAAAUAUUUCAAUGUCUGUCUUGUGUUCAUCUGAGCUCCAUGAAUCCAGGAAGGAAUCCGUGUGCUUCCUCAACAAGUCUCUAGUGCCUGCCUCCAUGGAUGGACACGGUAAAUGCUCAAUAAAUACUUGAUUGCCUGGCUGAUGGAAGGAAGGAAGGAAGGAAGAAGAUUUGCAUUUAUGGGGGCUUAAAAAAGGAAAGGGACUUGCUCCAGUUCAUCCAAUCUCUGCAAAAGGCAGACUCAGGAUUGGAACUCAGAUUUGGUCUGAAAGGUUCCCAGAGAGUCUGCUUUGUCCUCAGCCCCAACAUCUGGGGAGAGCAGAGCCAGACCACAGACCGGGGGUGUUCCCCUUCCUGUGAGGCCACUGAUGAGGAAACUGCGUGACAUGUAACACAGGGCCUAGGACUUGUCACAAUCUGUGUGCGUCUAUCCUGCCAGGCUCUGUGGUCAUUGCAGUUCCUCUGCAGUGCUGGAAACCAUGCAAGGCAGUGCCACCACCCUGACCCUCACUGCCCUUCUGUGUCUUGGGCUGUGCCGGGGUCAACGGAACCAGGUACAUACAGGGACCCUCUCCAAACCCUCCAUCUGGGCUACUCCAGCCUCUAUCAUCACCAAGGGGAGCUCUGUGACCAUCUGGUGUCAGGGGUCUCUGCAGGCUGGAAUCUGUCGUCUUUAUAGAGACGGAGACCCUCAGUACUGGGAUGAACACAGCCUAUGGAAUUCCAGGGACUUGUGCAGUUUCUCCAUCAAAUCCAUGGAUGUACACUAUGCUGGGCAGUUCUGGUGUGCAUAUAACAGGUGGAGUGGCUGGUGGAGUGGCUGGUCAGAGAGGAGUGACCCCCUGCUCCUUGUGAUGACAGGAGCCUACAGCAAACCCUCCCUCUCAGCCCAUCCAAGCCCUCUGGUGACUUCAGGAGGGAAAGCGUCCCUCAUGUGUAGCUCAAACGACACAAUGGACACCUUCCAUCUGCUCAAGGAGAGAGGAGCCAGCCCUCCUCAACACAGGAAAUCCCAGUUCUCUCCUGGGACGCACCACGCCACCUUUCCUGUGAACCCUGUGAGCACCUCCCAUGGGGGCACCUACAGAUGCUAUGGUUCAUCCCGCUCCUCCCCCCAAGUGUGGUCACACCCCAGUGACCCUCUGGAUCUCAAGGUCACAGGAACCUAUGAGAAACCCUCCCUCUCAGCCCAUCCGGGCCCCUCAGUGACCUCGGGAGAAAGCGUCACCCUGCAGUGUUGCUCAGACGACUCAUUUGAUACAUUCCAUCUGUUCAAGGAGGGCUUCACUGCCCCUCCCCAGCGCCUUCAUUGGCAGAACAACACAGGGCCCUUUCAGGCCAACUUCACCAUGAGCCCUGUGACCUCAGCUCAUGGGGGGACCUACAGGUGCUACAGCUCACACAGCACAUCUCCCUACCUGUUGUCACAACCCAGUGACCCCCUGGAGCUGGUGGUCUCAGGAGGCUCCAAAGAUCAGCGCCAAACCCCCAGGGAAUCAGACCCACUGACGGGUCUCCAAGAGUACCUGAAAGUUCUGAUUGGAGUCUUGGUGGCCUUUAUUCUUCUUGUCCUCCUCUUCCUCCUCCUCUUCCUCUUCAUCAGACACCAACGCCAUGGAAAACACAGGACAGCAGUGUCAGAGCCCAAGGACAGAGGCCUGCCGAAGGGCUCCAGCCCAGCCACCACGGACCAGGAGGAGAACUUGUAUGCUGCUGUGAUAGACAAACAGCCUGAAGAAGAAAUGGAGCUGGACAGUCAGGACAUGAAGGACAGACAAGUGGAAGAGGGCAGUCAGAGGGACAGUCAGGCUGCUACACUUGAAGACCCCCAGGAGGUGACAUACGCACAGCUGAACCACUCCACGCUCAGACGGGAGACAACCACAUCCCCUUCCUCCCAGUCAGGGAAGCCCUCCGGUGAGCCCAGCAUAUAUGCAGCUCUGGCUAUUCACUAACCCAGGACAAGACCCAGACCCCAGUUUCCAAGGAGGGGCCUACAAGGACCCCAGAAGGCAACAGAGCUACCCCCAUGGGCACUCAUCUGAAGAACCCCAGGCAGCCUGGAGACCUGACAUGGACCCCCAGGAACUUCUGGGACCUUGUGGAAGUUGUUUCCACAGACUCCACCCAAAUUACACAGCUGAUCUUACAGUCCCUGCCAAACUCAUCCAGCCAACUGCAAUGAUCCCAUGGGAUUCUGUCAUCAACCAGACCCUAAUCACCCAAGUGGCAAACCUGGGGGGGCCUACCACCUACUACCUGAAAACGGACUUGGAAAUGUAAUCUUCUACAGGCUUCAUAUUUACGUUUGGGAACAGCACUCUAACAAUGUUAAAGGACUCAGAAGUGUGUUAGUGCUGUGAAGCUGAGCUUUUAACUGAUCUCAGAGUCCUGAAACAGGGAACAGACUACAGAAGGCUGAGAAGUUGCUUAAUUUCAGUGGUCUCUCCUCCAAGUCCCUUCCUCCACUGCACGAUGCAGUUUCUCAACAAGGCAAAGGCAAGGGGAAGCUAGCCUCCUCCUGACCAUGUUUUCAGAAACCCCCAGAAGCAGUGGGAAGGGGAGGAGGGUGCAGGGUUCCUUAAAUGUCACCUGCCAUCUGUCUAACACUAUGUCAUUAGACAACAUAGUCGCCAUUUUCCACUUCACCAAAACCACAUCUGUAAGACAGAAGCCUGGGACCUUGCCUGAUCCCACACCUAAAAGCAACAAGCUGUCAAAUGGCUUCGAACCGGUUCAUUCUGGCUUGACCCGCUGCUGAGAAUUUGCCUUUCCACCCCCAGAUAUACUGAAUCAGAACCUACAUUUUAACAAGACCUCAGGUGAUUCUUACGUUUCAUAUGUUGUUCUCAAAAUCUUGUGAAAUGCUCCUUUAGGUUUUUCCUUUUAUGCCUGAUAUUGUCUCUUUAAUCAGUAAUGUAUGAGUGACUCUGUUCAAAGCCCUGCUUUCAAAUCAGUCCAGAUUUUUUUCAAGUGCUACUACCUAAAAAUCACAACCAUUCCCAGUUCAUCUUCGCCAGCAACCAAGACUGGAAGGCUCAGCUUGUUCUCUUGUUCUGCUCACUUAACCUUACCCUGACUUAUCUUGACCCAGGGGCCAGGGUAAGAUGACUGGAAGUCCCGAGGAUGCCCUGACCUGCACUUGCUACUCACUCUGCCUGAAAAUGAUCCCUUCUCCCUUCCCAUAUGCAAAUGGUGACUCACAGAGCUGUUCCUGUAACACUGUUGGUCAGCCUCCCCCACUGAUGAUGGAAGCAUCUUGCAAAGAUGCCUGUUCUACUCACUGUUGCUGUAACCCCCACACUAAGCCUAAGAGGCCAAGGACUGCCAUGUAGUAGGCACUCAAGUAUCUGAAUAACAAAAGUAAUCAGGCCCCCUCUAUACACUCAGCCACAUUCAAAAAGCCAAGGGGAAUUGUGAGAAGUAAACACCUGUGAAACAUCAGCUGCAAUCACAGCCCCCAGGGUUAAUUUUGAAGUGUUAUUUAUUAAUCUCAAUGCAUGAUUACCGGCCUUUUUUAUCUAUAAUUUACCUAAGAUUACAAAUCAGAAGUCAUCUUGCUAUCAGUAUUUGGAAGCCAACCAUGAUUAUUUAUCCCCAACCUCUCUGGCCCACCCAUAGUGCUUAAGAGUUACGUUGGCAGUUCAAAUCCACCAGGUGCUCCUUGGAAACCCUAUAUGGCAGUUCUACUCUGUCCUAAAGGGUCAUCACUGAGUCAGAAUCAACUAGUUGGCAAUAGGUUUGGGUUUUAUUCCCCCUCUGGCCCACCAGGAUCCCUCCUCUGCACUCCCACUAGACAUACCAGGUGCCAAUUCAAGGAAUUUAACUUUUUUCCAGAAACCUGUGAAUUAGGCUGAAACUACAAUUGUUAUGUCCUAUUAUCUGUCAGCCGCAAAAUGCUGUUGAGUCACCACUUCAGAACUUUCCUCCUAAAUAGGUUUCAUUGGCAUAGCUGAAUGGGCUUCCAUUCUUUUUGAAAAUGUGCUCAGACAGGCCCAAGUCCAUGCAGCUGUGGCAAAGUUACAGUUCUACAGUUUCACGUAACCUUACAGUUACUGUGUAAUUAGUGCCACAAUGUUUUACCUAAAACAUAUCUACCACAGACUAGAUGUAGUAUUUCCUGUGUAAAUUUCCUAAUACUAAUAAAUAUUUGUCAUCCCUGCGUAAAGCGUAUAAAGGAAAAGCACAUUUGAAAAUAAAGUCAGACGGAAAAUUCCUUUAAAAAAUUUAAAAAAGCAAGUGGACAAC
This is a messenger RNA of Trichechus manatus latirostris (Florida manatee), 4541 nucleotides long. RefSeq names its product leukocyte immunoglobulin-like receptor subfamily B member 3. Gene Ontology annotation, biological process: cytokine-mediated signaling pathway. Gene Ontology annotation, molecular function: inhibitory MHC class I receptor activity. Bases 773 to 2248 code for a protein of 491 amino acids. Lineage: Eukaryota; Metazoa; Chordata; Mammalia; Sirenia; Trichechidae. Gene Ontology annotation, cellular component: plasma membrane. The record is from RefSeq and is a predicted model, not a curated record. The transcript has 12 exons.